Molecule: messenger RNA, 1859 nt
Organism: Vigna unguiculata (cowpea)
Lineage: Eukaryota; Viridiplantae; Streptophyta; Magnoliopsida; Fabales; Fabaceae
Product: tryptophan aminotransferase-related protein 2-like
Biological process (GO): amino acid metabolic process
Molecular function (GO): carbon-sulfur lyase activity; transaminase activity
Source: RefSeq, a predicted model, not a curated record
AAUUGCAGAAGCAAGGUUUGAGUUGGACCCUUUGGAAUCUGGAUCUAAACAUGUCAACUACAUUGUGGGUCCUCCGAAAUUGGAAAUCCAACUCCAACAUAUUUUGUCCCCUUCACUCUUCAUUUCUGCAUGCUUCACAUUCAUUCAUGUAAUGCUAAAUGCAUACAUUUACCCUUAUAUUUUCAACCCAUCAAAUCAUUGCUUUGGCUAAUGCAGUUUUAUGAUUACUUUUUCCAUAACCUUUACACGUGCACAUUCAUCACUUACUAAUUUCAAUGCCCUUUCCUCAACUUGUUCAUUGCCCCUUCUUUACCUAAUUUGUGGAAGAAACAAAAUCAUUACUAUGCCUUAAUUUACUCAAAAGAAAUUUUAUGAUGGGAUUUGUGUCUACAUGUGAGAGCAGUUAGUUAAAUGUAUCUGUCUAGGUUCAUUAUAUCUUUGAAGUCCUAUACUUUUUUUUUCUGGUUUCACUGUACUUUUACUCUUCUCAUUAUUCUCACUUUCGUAAAUUGAAUAGAAAUAGAUAAGAAGAAUGCAUAUGAAAUACAAAAAAAAGUCAUAAAAUUAAUAGAUUGAAAUUUCUCGGUUUCCAUAAAAGAAUUCUCAACAUGAUUUAAAAUAUUUGUUAAUGGGUGGACAUGAUGAUAAUGCAUGUUUUAUAGUUCAUGACAUUAUAGAAGUGGAGACCCGAGAGUGUACGAGAGAUUUUGGAGACAAAGUGGUGAGAAGAGCACGAUCAUAAUCCCGGGGUGGCAAUCGAUGAGUUAUUUUUCUGAUGUGACCAACAUUUGCUGGUUUUUGGAGGCAGAGUUUGCAAGGGAAGUGGUGAGGUUGCACACGGUGGUGGGAAAUGCUGUGACAGAAGGGAGACACAUUGUGGUUGGCACAGGUUCUUCUCAGCUUUUUCUGGCUGCUCUCUAUGCUCUUUCCCCUACUGAUGCACCUGAACCAAUCAGUGUUGUCUGUGCCACACCCUACUACUCAUCGUACCCAUCAAUGACGAAUCACCUGAAAUCAGGACUGUACCAAUGGGGUGGUGAUGCAGAAAGUUUUGAGAAAGAGGGUCCCUACAUUGAGCUGGUUACUUCUCCCAAUAAUCCUGAUGGACAUGCAAGAAUAUCUAAGGUCAACAGAAGCCAGGGAUUUUUGGUCCAUGACCUUGCCUAUUACUGGCCACAGUACACUCCAAUAUCAGCACCUGCAGAUCAUGAUCUUACCCUUUUCACUGUUUCAAAAAGUACUGGCCAUGCUGGAAUGCGCAUAGGGUGGGCACUUGUGAAAGACAAAGAGGUGGCAAAGAAAAUGACAAAAUUCAUAGAGCUGAACACAAUUGGAGUGUCUAAGGAUUCUCAACUCAGGGCAGCUAAGGUUUUAAGGGCAGUUUCUGACAGCUGGGAACAAGGAAACCCCCAAGAGGGGGAGUCAUUCUUCAAGUUCAGCCACAAACUCAUGGCAAACAGGUGGAAGCAACUUAGACUAGUGGUGGAGCAUAGUGACUUAUUCAGUUUGCCUAAAUUUUCACCAGCAUUCUGCACUUUUUUCAAAGAGGUCUUGGAGCCUCAACCAGCUUUUGUGUGGUUAAAGUGUGAGGGAAACGUUGAAGAUUGCGAAAGCUUCCUUCGAGCACACAACAUCUUAACUAGAAGUGGAAAACACUUUGGGGUUAGCCCAAAAUACGUAAGAAUUAGCAUGUUGGAUACUGAUGAAAAUUUUAGCCACUUUCUAGAGAGGCUUUCUUCCAUAAAAUCGUGAUUGGGAAAAUUUGCUUCUGGGUAAUGUUUGUAUGAUAAUUAGAAGUGUUAGUUUUCUGUAUGAUGGAGAGUGAAACACCGAAAUGCAAUUUUGCUCCUUCAUUUCUA